GAGAGCAAAGAGCGAGCGCCGGGGAGAGGAGAGGGAGGGAGCGGAGCGCAGCGAGAAAGACACACGCACGCGGAGACACACGGCCACUGGGAUUCCAUUAGAAAAAAGUGAGACGAGCGGGGUUAGCGGGAGAAGAUUUUUUUUGAAUCUUUUCUUCGUCUUGGUGCGAAAGAAGCGACUCGCGUCUCGUCCUCGAAGCUCCCACUGGAUUGUUCCCUGGCGCGGACGCCCGUCGGUGGAUUUCUUCGCUGGUUGCCUUUCAUCGGACCCCCGCCCUCGCCGCCGCCUCCUAGUCCUUCACCCGCGCGGCGCCUCUGUCCACCUCCCCAUCCCCUCUGGGCAGCGCGGGGGGAAUCGGACCGCGCGGACUCGCGCCUCCGGGACCCGCGCGGGGAGGGCAGCGCUCUGGCCCCGGCUCCGGCUCGUAAAGCAGACCUGCACGUACCUACGUGUCCUUUGAUUUUAGUGGGCACGGGGGGUGUCGAGAGGCAGCCCGACGCCCUCCUUCCCCCCACCCCCUCCAGCCAGAGGCAAGGACCGCGCGAUUCGGGAUCUUCUUCGGGUGGACUAGCUGGGAUCUCCGCAUUGGAUUUGGGGCUGAUUAUCACGGCUUGGCUAUUAUUAUUGUUAUUUUUUUUUACCCAAGGGAGAAAGACAAAAAAAAACUGUGGGAUUUAUUUAACAUGAUCUUGGCAAACGCCUUCUGCCUCUUCUUCUUUUUAGACGAGACCCUCCGCUCUUUGGCCAGCCCUUCCUCCCCGCAGGGCCCCGAGCUCCAGGGCUGGCGCCCCCCAGUGGACUGUGUCCGGGCCAAUGAGCUGUGCGCCGCCGAAUCCAACUGCAUCUCCCGCUACCGCACGCUGCGGCAGUGCCUGGCGGGCCGGGACCGCAACACCAUGCUGGCCAACAAGGAGUGCCAGGCCGCCCUGGAGGUGCUGCAGGAGAGCCCGCUGUAUGACUGCCGCUGCAAGCGCGGCAUGAAGAAGGAGCUGCAGUGCUUGCAGAUCUACUGGAGCAUCCACCUGGGGCUGACCGAGGGUGAGGAGUUUUAUGAAGCCUCACCCUAUGAGCCCGUGACCUCACGCCUCUCGGACAUCUUCAGGCUUGCUUCAAUCUUCUCAGGGACAGGGGCAGACCCGCCGGUCAGCGCCAAGAGCAACCACUGCCUGGAUGCUGCCAAGGCCUGCAACCUGAAUGACAACUGCAAGAAACUGCGCUCCUCCUACAUCUCCAUCUGCAACCGUGAGAUCUCGGCCACCGAGCGCUGCAACCGCCGCAAGUGCCACAAGGCCCUGCGCCAGUUCUUCGACCGCGUGCCCAGCGAGUACACCUACCGCAUGCUCUUCUGCUCCUGCCAGGACCAGGCUUGUGCCGAGCGCCGCCGGCAGACCAUCCUGCCCAGCUGCUCCUACGAGGACAAGGAGAAGCCCAAUUGCCUGGACCUCCGCGGCGUGUGCCGGACCGACCACCUGUGCAGGUCCCGGCUAGCGGAUUUCCACGCCAACUGUCGAGCCUCCUACCAGACGCUCACCAGCUGCCCUGCCGACAAUUACCAGGCGUGUCUGGGCUCCUACGCCGGCAUGAUCGGGUUUGAUAUGACGCCCAACUACGUGGACUCCAGCCCCACCGGCAUCGUGGUGUCACCCUGGUGCAAUUGUCGCGGGAGUGGGAACAUGGAGGAGGAGUGUGAGAAGUUCCUCAGAGACUUCACCGAGAACCCGUGCCUCCGGAACGCCAUCCAGGCCUUUGGCAAUGGCACGGAUGUAAACCUGUCCCCUAAAAACCCCUCCUUCCAGGCCACACAGGCCCCACGGGUAGAGAAAACGCCUUCUUUGCCAGAUGACCUCAGUGACAGCACCAGCCUGGGGAGCAGUGUCAUCACCACCUGCACAUCCAUCCAGGAGCAGGGCCUGACAGCCAACAACUCCAAAGAGUUCAGCAUGUGCUUCACAGAGCUCACAACAAAUAUCAUCCCAGGGAGUAACAAGGUGAUCAAACCCAGCUCAGGCACCUGCAGAGCCAGGCCGCUGGCCGCCUUGACCGCUGCCUCCUUCCUGAUGCUUAAGCUCGCCUUGUAGGCGCGGGGACCGUGUCGGGAGAUGCCGGAAAGCUGCACAGACGAGAAACCCGCCUGACGAAAUGGAAACACACACAGACACACACACACCUUGCAAAAAAAAUUUUUUCCCACCUUGUCUCUGAACCUGUCUCCUCCCAGGUUUCUUCUCUGGAGAAGUUUUCUAAACCAAACAGACAAGCAGGCAGGCUGCCUGAGAGCCUAGAGAUCCCCGGCCAGAGCAGCCCAGCGCCGAGGCGGCCUGAGGCUCUGGACCGCCCUUCACUGGCUCUUGAGGUUGCCUCUGUGGACCUUGUUGACGGGAGAGACGGAGCUGAGACUCCUGCAGCCCACGGGACUUCCUGUCGUGCCUGAUGUGGGCGGGGCAGGAGGCUGCAGCUGUUCUUCUCAAGCCCCUACGUAGUGACCCGUAGCGGCUAGCAGAUGACCUCAGGCCACAUGACAGCAAGGCUGGCCAUGGGACGGGGUGGGGAGGGCGCAGCAGGGCACCUCAGAACCUCCUCUCUGCUUCAAGGAUGAAGUUCAUCUGGUUCUCCCUCCGUGGGCUGGUCUGGCCUGUGUCUGACUGGAGGAGUAUGGUGCUGACCCCUGACUGUGGCACGGGGGUCUGGGAGCCCAGCCCACCUGGGAGGCCCCCUCAGGGGAGGGGGCGCGCAACUUGGGCACCAGCUGUAGGCUGCCGCUUCCUCCACGGUAGCGGGAAUUUUGAAGUCAAAGAGAAACGAUGCUUUGUUGGCUUUUUUGGGUUUCUUGUGGGUCCAUUUGGUGGGUCUCCUUUGGGGAAGGGGGCAGAAAGGACCUGUACACCCUCUGGUCUCUGAAAUCUCUCCUGCCCCUCUUCUACCUGCUGUUUCCUCAUUUCCGAGACAUACACCGACUGUAUGUACAUAACAAGGCUCCUUCCUCGACAUAUAUGUAUAUACACAUCCGUAUACAUAUAUCGUGUGACACCCCUUUCUUUCCUUUUUUUAAGAAUCAAAAUUAUGGAAAUAAUGCCCCAACAGAUGAGCGAAAAUGUAUUAUUGUAAAGUUUAUUUUUUUUAAUAAUGUUGUCUAUGAUGGGAGAAAACACUGACCCCUGCGUCCUUGCCCUGCCCGGGCCGACUGGGCUGGGGCGGGAGUCCGAUCCGUGCUCACGCUUAGCAAGACUCUAAUAAACCUACUAGGAAGCCGUC
Messenger RNA from Condylura cristata (star-nosed mole), 3252 nucleotides. RefSeq names its product GDNF family receptor alpha 2 (gene GFRA2). The record is from RefSeq and is a predicted model, not a curated record. The transcript is spliced from 9 exons. NCBI's taxonomy places the organism in Eukaryota, Metazoa, Chordata, Mammalia, Eulipotyphla, Talpidae. Bases 684 to 2078 code for a protein of 464 amino acids. Gene Ontology annotation, molecular function: signaling receptor activity. Gene Ontology annotation, biological process: nervous system development. Gene Ontology annotation, cellular component: external side of plasma membrane; signaling receptor complex.